AUGCACGCCAGUCCGGCUCAAUCUGCAAACAUAUCCGGUCGACUUCGAUCAAUGCCAAACCAAGUCCAACAAAAUGAGGCCAAAGCAUUGCUCGGCCUCCUCAAAGACAACCUAGAUGCGAAGAAUCUGGAACCGAAGCGGCUGGAAGAAACGCUUACCAAGUUGAAAAUAUUGGGACGGGAUGUGACCAAUAUCUCCGCCAUUUACGACGAUCCAUGGAUGAAAGUAUUAGGGAGCUAUGCUUUUGGGGAAUACGGCCCCCGUGUCCGUCAAGAAGCGUCAAGAUGUGUUGCAAAUGCGCUGCUUUUGCUUCCAUCCACUCGCAAAUCCUCUCUUAACCUGGGGUUCGAUAAAAUGGCAGCCGAUGCACUUCAAAAGGCAAACGAUGAUGAAGAAUUCCUGCUGGCGCGUAUCCUGUUCCUUUUGACGUACGAUCCCAGCAUCGACCUAAAGGCACUGAUUGUUGACCAUGAUCUGGCGGGGAGCAUCAUCAAAAACCUUUCUCGACAUGCAGAUGAACUCAAAUCAACAUCCAAAGCCCGGGUCAAUCAGACUGCCACCGCGGCGCUUGGAGAAACCCUCAAGCUGCUCUUCAACGUCACCAAUUGCCAGACAGAUCAGACCAACAAGUUCAAUCCAGCGGUUGUUGAGCUGUUGCAAAUUCUCGAUCAUUCCGAUAUCCCAACGCCCCCACUGCAGCCGCCGAUUAGUCUUCUCAUCAAUGCCCUGGCAAAUCUUGAACUUGGAAGCAACGAGGCUGGGGUGGGAAAAGAACUUGACUCGGGAGCGGAGAAUCUAAUCACAAUUCUAGAGCUGGCACUAGAAAAACAUUCCAUCACAGAGCUGGACACCAUCGCAAUAUCAUUGUUGACCGUUUUGAGAAAUAUCAAUGAGGUUGCAAAUCCCGAAGUGAGGGAUGUGAUGAAAGCACGACUCCUCCCAGAUGAUAAGGAGAGAGAUCAGCCUCUGGGGAAAUCGUCGUCAUUGGCGUCAAAAUUACUCCGCUUGACGACUUCCUCGGGACUGUUGAACUUGUCGGAAGCAAUUUCCGGACUCAUGUUCGAACUAUCCGACAAAGAUGCCAACGAAUAUGUCAAGAAUGUUGGAUAUGGUUAUGCUGCGGGAUAUUUGAUGUCUCACAAGAUCCCAGUUCCAGACAGUGCAAAGAAGUCUCAGACAGCAGGUGAAUCCUCCAAUAAUGUGCCUAUCAACCCCAUCACCGGCCAGAGACUGGACAAGGAACCCGUCAACGAUCUACCGGAAAUGACUCGGGAGGAGAAGGAGCGAGAAGCUGAACGACUGUUUGUGCUGUUUGAAAGGCUGAAGGCAACAGGGGUAGUGGACGUGAAGAACCCAGUGGAACAGGCGAGGGAUGAAGGGCGAUUCGAGGAGCUGAGUGAUUCGGAUUGA
Molecule: messenger RNA, 1410 nt
Organism: Rhinocladiella mackenziei CBS 650.93
Lineage: Eukaryota; Fungi; Ascomycota; Eurotiomycetes; Chaetothyriales; Herpotrichiellaceae
Exons: 1
Coding region: 1-1410 (469 amino acids)
Biological process (GO): G protein-coupled receptor signaling pathway
Cellular component (GO): cytoplasm
Molecular function (GO): G-protein alpha-subunit binding; guanyl-nucleotide exchange factor activity
Source: RefSeq, a predicted model, not a curated record